Messenger RNA from Botrytis byssoidea, 312 nucleotides. RefSeq lists its product as uncharacterized. The transcript has a single exon. Lineage: Eukaryota; Fungi; Ascomycota; Leotiomycetes; Helotiales; Sclerotiniaceae. The coding region runs from base 1 to 312 and encodes 103 amino acids. The record is from RefSeq and is a predicted model, not a curated record.
AUGCCUACUGCCCAAGAGAUCAAAUUCAGGAAAAGGGAGGUGAAAUACGACAAAAACUCAGAUUUUAUGAACAUGGAUUUCGAGCUGCAUGGUAGCUGGAGAUCUGAUGCCGUAGAUGCUGUCUUGCACAACAUACUGAACUACCCGAAGACCGUAAGAAUCAUUUUCGAGAUUCACUUUGAGGAUCAUGAAACUUUUACUACAAAUGAGCAGACACCAUCAGAAAUCGUAUCAAAGAGAUCUCUCAAAGCAUCAGCCUUCUAUUCUUCGACAGAGAAGGAGGGAUGGAAAAUUUUGAUAUGGUCGAAGUGA